AAGGUCAUAUAAUUCCAGAGGCAAGAAGAUAUAAAAACUCAAGACACUUCCUGGGAUCUCUUAGGAUGCUGAAGAAAGCAGGGGUCCUCAAGCCUUGAAUGCCAACCAGGCUGCAGGUCUAGGCAAAUCCAGGAGCUUCAAAGGAAAACUCCUUGUAAUAGAGGCUUCUGAAGCACUUCUGUGGCCAGGGGAAGAAGAAGAUGGCCCCCCAAAGAAUGUGGCUUCUCCUACUGCUUAGCUGUGUACUCAGCACUGAAGUCCUGGGUGACAUCAUCAUGAGACCCAGCUGCGCUGCUGGAUGGUUUUACUACAAGUCCAAUUGCUACGGAUACUUCCGGAAGCUGAGGACCUGGUCUGAGGCUGAGUACGAGUGUCAGUUGUAUGGAAAUGGAGCCCACCUGGCAUCUCUCCAGAAUGCAAAGGAAGCCAACAUCAUAGCGAAGUAUAUAAGUGGCUACCAAAAAACCAAGCCUGUAUGGAUCGGCCUGCAUGACCCACAAAAGAGCCAGAAGUGGCAGUGGAUCGAUGGGGCCUUCUAUUUGUACAGAAAAUUGUCGGCCAAGUCCGCAGGUGGGAACAAGUACUGCGUGGAGAUGAACUUCAGGGAGGACUUUUUAACUUGGAGGAGCAACGAAUGCAGCAAGCACCAGCAUUUCCUGUGCAAAUACCGAGUGUAGAGCACGAAUCGAGGCCGUGCUCACCCCACACACGCCCCUGCCCUCCUCCCUCUGUGCAUGCUGGCUGCGUCUGAUCAUUGCCUCAGAGCAAACACGGCAACUGAGGCUGAUCGGCCCUGUCACACUCACUCUUUUAGGUUUAUUAGCGUCCGAGGCCUCAACACUGUACGACAGUGGCUUCUAUGACAAUUACAGGAAAUGUGGCUUUGGUGUGA
Messenger RNA from Leopardus geoffroyi (Geoffroy's cat), 892 nucleotides. RefSeq names its product regenerating family member 4 (gene REG4). Gene Ontology annotation, molecular function: signaling receptor activity; mannan binding. Lineage: Eukaryota; Metazoa; Chordata; Mammalia; Carnivora; Felidae. The record is from RefSeq and is a predicted model, not a curated record. Bases 201 to 677 code for a protein of 158 amino acids. The transcript is spliced from 6 exons.